AUGAGUCUUUUCUGCGAAAUUAAUUUGUUCAAAUCGUACAAAGAAGUAUUCGUAGCUGGAAGUACGGUCAAAGGCGUGAUAAGAUACGCAGUAAAUCAGGAAACUAUAUUUAACCAAAUAACUGUGUCACUGAAAGGAAAAGGACUUUUGAGUUUGAAAAGAAAACGCAAUGACAAGAGUAAGGAAGUAACCUACUGGGACAGCGAGGAUUACUUAGACAUUAGCAAUGAAAUAGUGGAACCUGAAGAGCAACUGGUAAUUUCGGCGGGAUCCUAUGAAAUUCCGUUCAGCUUCAAUUUGCCCCAUAACAUUCCGUCAUCAUUUCAUUAUUCGAGUAGCGAUAUAAACCACGACGUCUCAUGCAGCAUCCGGUAUAAUGUCUCCAUCAAAUUCCAAAGGCCCGGUUGGUGGAAAUUCGAUAAGAAGUAUAAGAAAGAGAUACAGAUCGACUCCGGCAUAACUCCGAGGCUACCUCUCGAACCAGCUGUACACGGGAAGGAGAAGAAACUAUCGCGACUGUUCGCUCGGAAGAACAGUGUCGUAAACAUUAAAGCUUGCGUUGCGAAGUCGGUUGUUGUCCCAGGCGAUAGGGUUGAGUUGGAAUACGAGGUGCAGAACGACACCAACGUUAAAGUGAACGCGGUGGAAACCAAGAUAGUCGAGGUGAUGACGUUCAGGACCAAGUCCACCAAGGUGACGCAAUCACGUGACGUCCCCGGCACCGAGUGCAAGGCGGGCUCGAUCAAAUGCAACGAAAACCAGACCAUGUGCGUCCCUAUAACCAUGCCCGUGGAUAGAAAAUCGCUGGACUUCUCGCGGCUCGUGGCCAGGGAUUACUUCGUGAUUAUGACAGUGGAGCUACCGUUCCCGCAUUUCAACGCUGUAUUGCGGAUUCCUAUUCAGGUGGGCGAGAGUUUUGCGAGUGACCAGCGCGAGCCGCCGCCUUCCUACUGGGAAGCUAUGGGCGAAGAGCAAAAGGACGACAAACAUUCGAUC
Molecule: messenger RNA, 996 nt
Organism: Iphiclides podalirius (scarce swallowtail)
Lineage: Eukaryota; Metazoa; Arthropoda; Insecta; Lepidoptera; Papilionidae
Source: the annotation of a GenBank genome assembly